Molecule: messenger RNA, 1776 nt
Organism: Saccoglossus kowalevskii
Lineage: Eukaryota; Metazoa; Hemichordata; Enteropneusta; Harrimaniidae
Product: MFS-type transporter SLC18B1-like
Biological process (GO): transmembrane transport
Molecular function (GO): transmembrane transporter activity
Source: RefSeq, a predicted model, not a curated record
AUGCCCCCUUCUGCAAGUGAAGUCGGCGCCUCGGAAACUGAGACUGGACUUGUAUUUGGUAUAUAUGCAUUGACUCUGUUCUUAUCAGCGCCUAUCUUUGGAAAAUUUUUGCCAAAAUUGGGUUCCCGGAGAAUGUUUCUCGGGGGAAUGGCUGUAGGUGGUAUCGCUACAAUAGCUUUCGGAAUUCUGGAUGUGUUCGAAACCCGCGGCCUUUUCAUUGGUAUGUCAUUUUUUAUACGAAUCAUAGAAGCACUCGGGUGUUCAGCAUGUAUAACGGCCUCGUACGUUAUUAUAGUUAACGAGUUUCCUGAUGCGGUUGCCACGGCAUCUGGAACCGUGGAAUUAUUCAACGGACUUGGAUUCAUUGCAGGACCAGUCGUGGGUGGCGCUCUUUAUGACGCUGGUGGCUACAUGCUUCCUUUUAUACUCCUGGGUGCAAUUAUGUUAUUAUUUGCUCUUCUUACAUACUUUCUACUACCAAUUCAAGAAAAAGAUGAUUCAAAAAUAGAAACAGGGUCACUUUUAGAAUUGCUAAAGGUUCCUGCCAUUUUGAUCACUGCCAUGGCAACGUGUAUGGGAGCAGUAGCACUAUCUUAUAUGAACCCAACCUUGUCUAUACAUCUAGCACCGUUCAAUCUGAGCAGGACAGUGGUAGGGCUGUUUUUCUUGUUAGUUGCGCUAUGCUAUGCUGCCUCUGCCCCACUCUGGGGGUGGGUUUCGGACCUUAAAGGAGUACACGGUGUUGCCAAAAUUAUUAUGACUGGAGGUCUCUUUGGAGCAGCUUUGUCGUAUUUCUUAGUUGGGCCAUGUCCAAUAUUUGGAGUCGAAUCUGUGGUACUUGCGGUAUCUGUGUGUAGACAUAUUUUCCAGGGUCAUUUAACAUUUUCUUCUCGUUUCUACAUAAUAUUUAGUAAACUGUGGUUGAUAGGAGUAUCGCUGGCAUUACUAGGGUUUUCACUGGCGGCUAUUCUAGUACCAAUCCUCAGAGCCGUACUUGAAACAACAAGAAUGGCCGGUUUACAAGACAACAUGGCUACAUAUGGAAUGGUUUCUGGCCUGUUUUACUCCAUGUACUCACUCGGAGUAUUCGUUGGGCCGACUGUGAGUGGUACUCUUACUGACCUGUAUGGGUUUGGAUGGGCGACCUCUAUCAACGGUCUACUCAUGCUAGUGAUGUCAAUAAUAUUGUGCUCAUUCACAGUGCACACUCGCAGAAAACACAGGUUUGCUGCCGAAGAAGAAUCGUCUGAUCCGACACACAUGGGAUGGGUCAAUCUUAAAUCUGUAGGUUCAAUUCAAACCAAAGCCGUUGCUGCCCAGCAUUAGCCUUACAUUUCUACCUCAGUGUAAAAAAAGUGCUUUAAAUUUAGACAUUAAUGCUGUCCUUAUUUACAUUCACGUAUUUUUUAUUUGUUUCCCGCCAUUACAAAUAUGUCAUUUCGAAGUAAUACUAUUUAUAUGGUCAGUUUCUUUGAGACCAGUAUAAAACUAUAUGUAUGUUUACGACAAGCCAACAAUCUAAAAAGAUACUAGGCUAAAGUUAACGAUUGACGAGCUCAAAUCUUCUUUCAUGUUAUGUCCUGUGGGAUACGUGCAAUACGUAAUAUAUGCUUGAAUCACGUGGUCGUGUUACUGGCGUCGUCAGUUUGCCACAUUUAGUAAACACUGCCAAAGAGUGAGAUUAAUCCUGAGACUAAUUCCGCUGUACAUAGCAUACAAAGAAUAAUGUGUUGGUUAUUUCAGUAUGGACAGAAAAAACAAUGAAUCGGAAUAAAU